Molecule: messenger RNA, 1416 nt
Organism: Guillardia theta CCMP2712
Lineage: Eukaryota; Cryptophyceae; Pyrenomonadales; Geminigeraceae
Exons: 1
Coding region: 1-1416 (471 amino acids)
Source: RefSeq, a predicted model, not a curated record
AUGAAUGCACUCCAUCCGCUCGACCUUCCCGCCGAGCCCCUCCAGGAGUAUCCCGAGGAGGAGAAGGCCUUCAUCAUACCCACCGAAAAGUCUUCAGUCAUUGCUAGCGCCUCUAUCCCAGCGGACCCCGUCGAGCACGGCCUCCGUGUGCUGUACCGCUGCCUCCUCUCGACCCCCUUCUUCGGGGUGGUGCAGCAGACGUUCUUCCGGGGCAAUGUCACCUGCGCGGACGUGAUGCUGGAGACAGACAGGUCGAAGAUACGGAAGGUGGAAGUGGCGGACCUGAAGGCCUUCGUCCGGAAGUACCUCGACCCUCUCAGGAGCUUCCACUUCGGCUGUGAGUACAACCAACCCAUCCACCGGGAGCGGAUCAUGACCCACGGCUUCGCGCCCGCCUUCCGCGUGCUGAGCCUGGACAUCGACUCGGCGAUGAGCGUGGAGCCCUUCUGGAAGCAGCAGGCGUUCAUGACCUGCCUCCUCGCGAACGCGGUGCUGCGGCGCUUCAUGCCCGCGGAGGCGACCGAGCGCCACGUGCUGGUGUGCUUCACCGGGGGAGGGUGGCAUGUCUACUUCGCCUGCGCAAGGCUGGCAAAGAGUCAGGCGCGGUGGGCGAUCGUCGAGAACAUCUCCCGCGCCUCGCUGUUUGCGACGGAGCGGGGUGGGGGCAGCAACCCGCGCUUUCGCCGUGACAGGGAGGGAUUCCUGCAGCUUCCGUUCGGCUGUGAGUGGGUGGAUGGGGACCUGUUGCAUAGGCGGGUGGACGAAGCCCCUGAUGUCGUCUGGAAAUCGCGGGAGGAUAUAGCCUUGCUAGUGGAUAACCUGGGUUACUUCCUGCGGGACACGCAGGGGAGGCAUCGGGAGUGGCUGGGGGAGAAGGGUCCCAUCGUCUCCGUCCUCCGAAGCGUGCGCCACAUCCCCCAUACACUGGAUGUCAAGGAGAGAUUGGAUGGCCUUGUGCGGGAGGUGCGGGAGGGAAGGGUGAGGCUGAUGGGUCCGCUGUUCUCGUCGCUAUCCCGCAUCUCGCAGUUCGAGAACAUGCAGGCGAGGAGGAGUUGCGUCGCCGACGCGGCUUGGCUCAAGGGCGCGGUGAUGUACGCCUGCAUCAGCCAUGAUUGCUUCGUGAGCGGCUACCAUGUCGACCAGAACUGCGGCCAGAUGCAGCAGAUGCUCCGCGGCCCUCUCUCCGCCAAGGUGAGGGCCUCGGGGGGGUGCUUCCUGUCCUACCCCAUCGGGAAUCUGUCGGAAGUGCUCCAGGCGACCUACAAGGAGGCCGUCGUGCGCGUCACCGACCUGUCCGAUACCUACGACAUCGAGAAGCAGCCAAUACUGAAGAAGGGCCUCGUCAGGUUCUACGCCUGGGCAAGGCUAAUGCGCCGGAGUACGAAUCGAGGAAGGGAUGCCGAGGAUAACGAUUAA